AAUACAAAAGAGCUGUAAACAACAUAACACAUACACAAACAACUAUGAAAAGAAAGAAUCGUGUCAAUCAAAAUACGGCGUUGUCAAACUAAUCCCUUUAUUAAAAUCUGUCAACAUCGCAAACUAAUACCUAUCAUCCUAUAAUAAUCAACAGUCCCUAUGAACGAUUCUCCACAAGAAUAAGCCACGGUUUGAUCUUUGUAGAGCCCUCGAAAGAAAGAGCUUCGUCCUUUUUAUCUUCUCCGACCAUGGCCAACGAGAUUGACCCGUUACUCCAAUACCUUCUCAGCCCAAGAACCAACCCACCACAACCGCCUCUCUUUCCCUUACCCGAAAACGACGACGUAACGGUCCCGAUAACUCCCAUGACACCAACUGAGUUCAAAAACCGUUUAAUCUUCGGCCCGUUCCCUCGCUCCCAACGCGACUCCUCUCUCCUCAUCGACGCCAUUUCUCAAAACCUCUCGCCACCGUCCUCCUCCCCCGACACCUCCACCGUCGACAUCCUCCUCCCGCCUCCGGAACACAACUUACCCCCUAAAAAAACCAAACCGACCUUCCACCGCUCUAAAACAGCUCCCGCCAUGGUCGCCAUCAACGACCUGACACACCCGUUCGAUCUCAAAACGGAGAGAGCAGACUCCAAGUCCGUCGUGAGACAAGCCGUUGCUCUCCUCGUCGUCUACCUCUCCUUAGGCGUGCUUAUCUACUGGCUGAACCGGGACAGCUACUCGGUGGUCCACACUCACCCCGUCGUCGACGGUUUAUACUUUUGCAUCGUCACUAUGUGCACGAUCGGCUACGGCGACAUAACUCCAGAUACGGUCCUGACAAAGGUGUUCUCUAUCUUGUUCGUCCUCGUCGGGUUUGGUUUCGUGGAUAUAUUACUAAGCGCGAUGGUUAGUUACGUUCUUGAUCUUCAAGAAAACUAUAUGCUAGAAGCCGCGAAGAACGAUAGCUUCGAUGAGCCGGAGAGGAAGAGGUCUUAUAUAAUCGAUGUGAAGAAAGGGAGGAUGAGGAUUAGGUUGAAGGUUGGGUUGGCUUUGGGUGUUGUGAUGUUGUGUCUUGGGUUUGGGGUUUUGAUUAUGCAUUUUGUGGAGAGGAUUGAUUGGUUGGAUUCGUUUUAUUUCUCGGUUAUGUCGGUUACUACGGUUGGGUAUGGAGACAGGGCGUUUAAGACUUUGCCCGGUAGGCUUCUCGCUGCGGUUUGGUUGCUUGUGUCUACUUUGGCUGUUGCGAGGGCGUUUUUGUAUUUGGCUGAGGCGAGGGUUGAUAAGAGGAAUAGGGAGAGGGCUAAGAGAGUUCUUGGUGAGAACAUGUCAAUCUCUCAGUUCUUUGCUGCGGAUAUUGAUCACAAUGGCUGCGUUAGUAAAGCAGAGUUUGUGAUAUACAAACUAAAGAAGAUGGAGAAGAUAACCGAUAAGGACAUUGAUCCGAUCGGGAACCAGUUUGACAGGCUUGACAAAACCAAUAGUGGAAGGAUUACUCUUUUAGACUUACUGGAAACCAGCACCAACGAGUUACCCACUGCAACUUCGGUUUAGGAUCCCACACGACUGAAGAUAACCAAUAAAAUUUUGGUUUACUUGAGCCGGUUUAAGGUCUAGUUUGUCUCCUUCUCACCUAAGAUGAUGAAGAGAAAGAAGUUUGAUGUUUGGUUUCCUUUGACCUGUUUGAUGUCAUACCAAAUGGGUACAUUGCCAAUGGCUUGCGUCGGUUUGAUAUAUAGGUUCAACGGGUUUAUAUUAUGCAUAUAUUGUUGAUAAUACUUCGGUUUGAUUGAAGUCAGUUGUUACCGUUUGAAGUAAAGCAACUUGUGUUCCCAAAUAUGAGACUGUAAAUGUUAAUGUAUAAUACAGUAUGGUAUUUGACUA
Brassica rapa (field mustard) is the source of this 1874-nucleotide messenger RNA. Its product is annotated as two-pore potassium channel 2-like. Gene Ontology annotation, molecular function: potassium ion leak channel activity; outward rectifier potassium channel activity. Gene Ontology annotation, biological process: stabilization of membrane potential; potassium ion transmembrane transport. Lineage: Eukaryota; Viridiplantae; Streptophyta; Magnoliopsida; Brassicales; Brassicaceae. The record is from RefSeq and is a predicted model, not a curated record. Gene Ontology annotation, cellular component: plasma membrane; plant-type vacuole membrane.